Molecule: messenger RNA, 10460 nt
Organism: Gallus gallus (chicken)
Lineage: Eukaryota; Metazoa; Chordata; Aves; Galliformes; Phasianidae
Gene: CYFIP1
Product: cytoplasmic FMR1 interacting protein 1
Exons: 31
Coding region: 6049-10017 (1322 amino acids)
Biological process (GO): axon guidance; cell morphogenesis; modification of synaptic structure
Cellular component (GO): synapse; SCAR complex; neuron projection
Molecular function (GO): small GTPase binding; RNA 7-methylguanosine cap binding
Source: RefSeq, a predicted model, not a curated record
GGGGGGGGGGAGGAGGGGGAAAGCACUGUGGUCAUUGCUGUACUGCUCUUGGAAGGGAAAAUCCAUUCUUUUUGUUGACUCUUACCUUCUGGUGUCUUUUGCGAUCAGUCUCAUGAUUUAUCCUGAGUAGGAACAUUGCAAGGAGUAUUGAAACAAUUUAUCUUCAUAGAAAAAUGAUUUAAUUGAUUUAAUUGAUUUUCUGCAAGCCAGUAGCAUAGAAGUAUGGUGAAAUGUUGCAUUGCUACAGAGAUAAAACUAAACAACUUCUGCUCUGUAGACCAAGCUUGUUCCUGUGAGAAUGUUGUCAUUGUUUCCUAUGGAGUUCACUGAGGUUUGUCCCACACACUGCAGUUUAACUGACCAUUCAGUCAUCUUUUUUAGUUUUUUCCUACUGGCCUGGUGAAUGCUUUUGCUCCUCUUCCUUAGAGAACAUAGAAUCACAGAAUCACCAAGGUUGUAAAUGGCCUCUGAGAUGAUCCAGUCCAACCGUCCGCUUAUCACCACUAUUUCCUACUAAACCAUGUACCUCAGUACAACAUCUACACGGUUCUUGAGCACUUCCAGGGUCAGUGACUCCCCUACCUCUCUGGGCAGCCCGUUCCAGUACCUGACCAUGCUCUUGGAGAAGCAUUUCCUAAUGUCCAACCUGAAUCUCCCCUGGUGCAACUUGAGGCCUUUCCCUGUAGUCCUAUUGCUUGUUACAUGGGAGAAGAGGUCAAUCCCCACCUCACCACAACCUCCCUUCAGGUAGUUGUAGAGAGCGAUAAGGCCUCCCCUGAGCCUCCUCUUCUCCAUACUAAGCAAUCCUAUUUCCCUCAGCUGCUUUCUGUAGACUUGUGCUCCAGACCCCUCACAGCUUUGUUGCCCUUCUCUGGAUGCGCUCCAGGGUCUCAAUGCCUUUCUUGCAGUGAGGGGCCCAAAACUGAACACAGCACUUGAGUUACAGCCCCACUGGGGCUGAGCACAGUGGGAUGGUUAUUUCCUUCUCCUGCUGACGUCGCUAUUUCUGAUACAAGCCAGGGAUUACUUAUUUUUCCCUUCCUUAAAUGCUAUGCUUACAGAGAAUGUAGAAUUUCCCUCAUUUUCGUCAUUGUAUCCUGCCCUAAAAACUAGGAUAAGCUUUGAUCUGCUUAUUUUUCAUUUACUUAUUUAAGCUUAAUUAAAACAAACAAACAAACACAAAAAACCCUCAUGUAGAUGCAUGUUUGAAUUCCUGAGUUGCAAUGCAAUUGUAAUUUUCAGUACCCACGCUAGGCUUAAUUUAAGAUUCUUCAUUUAAUUUGAAAUUCAAAGAUGCUUUUGCAGACUUGGGAGGGAAGAGAGCCAGUGUCAGAGGAAGUGCUGUUUAAAGAGCAGACAGACUUCCUUUUUGUCUUAUUUUGAGCCUGGGAACAUGCACAAGCACUUGGAAAUGCAGUGCAUCUGUUUAAACACAAAAUGAGAAAUGCUUCCAGUGGCCUGCAAAAAGACAGAGAGAAUCUCUUCCCGGCACCUGCUUUCAGUCAGAUUAAACGAUGUUCUCAUCUCUGAAGUCAUAAAAUAUUCUAGAGCUUCUGUAAUCCAGCAGUUUUUUGAUACAUUGUUUAAACCCAACCUUAAGGAUUUUGGAAUUGGAGUAAAAAAUCUUUCUUUCACUUAUAAAUUUCAAUGCUUGAGAUCUUCUUGGGUUAUGUAGAACAUGACCUUACCAAAACCAAUUCCUUGAACACCCCCAGGCCCCUUUGCUUUCCUCAGCAGUAUUCUCAUACUGCCCCUGGCAUGUGGGUUGGGUUCAUGCUGGUUUUAAGAGCUUAUAUCGUUGUGGGUGCAGCUGUACAUCGCCUGCAUCCCCUGACUGCCUGGGCUGCUUUCAGAGCUGCUGGUGCAGCUUCUCCUGUAGAGCUGCAGGGACUCAUAGUGUAGUUAUAGCAGCCACAGGGUAUGCUUUUCCAAAAAAUUUCAUUGGUGUCACCUUUUUUUUUUUUUUUUUUAAAUGCAUUCGCGGAUUUUGUAACUUUUGGGCUGUUAGAAGUAUGAUUCUGUGUUUGUAGUGGAUUUGCACUCAUUUAAUCCUCAGGUAUGCUUGGGAAUGAUGGUUUAAUGUAAAUACAUUGGGAAUUUCUUUUUUGAAUGGAUAUUUAAGAUAAUGGUGUCCAAAAAAUGGUGGUAUAGAUGAAUCCCCGUGGUCUGACUUGCGCACUGUGUAAAACCGUGACAAAAAUGGCAUCAUCUUGAAGUAAAGGUCCAGAGAGGUUACUGUGUCUACAACGGUUCCUUGUUGCAGUCCUUCCUGCCAGGGAAGCCUGAGCUUGGUUGCUGUGUCUGCUUCUCUAACCCCAGUGAUCAAGACAGAUUCUCUCUCUGUGGCACUGCCUGUUCACUUGUCAGAUCUCUCUUGUGCCGUGCUAUCAGCUAAACCUUUUCUUUGUUUUUCAGGGAAGUUUUCCUUUUAGAGCAUGCUAUGAGCAUGCGGUGGCAAUAGAUGCAGUUGAGUGCAUCACCUUCUCUGUCCUGGGUGCAGUAGUGACAAAGAAUCUGCUCUAAGGAGCUGCUGGCAGAAACCACCUGGAAACUGUCAACAUAUCCAGGAUGUUAUCUGCUGCUGUUACCAAUCUUCCAAGUAGAGGAGUGCUGGGUUACUGCUGUGAUGGUUCUGUGCGGAUAAAUCUGUAAAGAUUUCUGGAUUUUCAGGACUUUGAGUGAAUGAUGGAAAAGAAAGCAGGUAGAGAUUAGCAAGCCCAGUUACAAGGUUGAACUUACACUGAGAAUUGAAGUUUUCUUCAAGUUCAGCUAGGUAGAUCCUUGAGGCCAUUAGAGGUUGUUUCUGUGGAAGUCUUGGUUCUGGAAGAAGAAGUGAAAGAGGAAAUGCUUGGUGAUUUCUGUACUUGCAAGGAGGUCUCAAGAAGCAUACAGUUAUUUAAACUCACUUACAUCUGCAGGAUUUUGUGUGCUGUUUCUUGAACGUGCUUAACAACUAUCUCCUAACAUCUAGCAUCAUUUUCCUGUUCUAGGUAAUUACAGGCUGUGCAUGAGUUGUCUUCUGAUUUCUUCUCUGAUAAUUAAUUUGACCUGUGUAACUCUAUCCCUAGAAGAUAUCUUAAAAACUCAAAAGUGUUUUUUUCUUUUUUUUCCUUAUUUAAAAAAAUAAUUCCUUAAUUCCCUUGGGUGUUGGGGAUUAAAAAAAAAGAAAAAAAAAGUUGAUCUUGAGAGUGGAGUAGUAUUAUAGCAGUCCUCUUUCAUAGACUCAUAGAAUUGUUCGGGUUGGAAAAGACCCCUCAGCUUGUCUAGUCCAGUCAUAUCCACCAUGCCCACUCCCAGCAUCGUCUCCCUGCAGGGAGAGCUACAUCUUUGCCCCAAGAAUGUGAGGGGAAAACUAGUCUGAACUAUCGUCAUAGAAUUGUUAUAGAAUCAUGGAAUGGCCUUGGUUGAAAAAGACCUCAGAGAUCAUCUAGUUUCAACCCCCCUUCUGUGGGCAGGGUCGCCAACCACCAGACCGGGCUGCCCAACUACCAAGAGGCCUUCAAGAGCAAGGCUGAAAGAUGCACACUGAGCAUUUUCUGGUAUGCUUGGAAUUAAUCUUUAGCUAAGAUGUUAUUCUGUAAAGAUGGAGAUGUGGAAAUGGUGUAUCUGUUAGGAUUGACCCUCACCUUCUCUAAAUACCAGAGCAACACUAAGCAAAGUGUUGUGUGCCAUGCCAGUGCAUAGCUGUUAACAACGAUACAGAAUUACAACAUUUAAAAGAGAUUGGCAGAUCUUUUGUUUGAAUAUGUUUCAAUACUAAGCCAGCUCUGAAGUUAGAUCAAGAUGGAAAUGAUGCUACAGGAACUUCAGAGUCUGGUGCCUUUCUUUCUUUUGUUUUUCAUCUGGACAAAAUGUCGUGGAGAUGGCACAGUAAGCUUCUCUGCACUGCAAACUGUUCUGAGCAGGUCAGGCCCGUCUGGUGCUUGUCUCCUCCACAAAUGAAAAGAAAGAUUAUCUUAAUUCAAGCUAAUCAGUGGUGUUGCCCUAAAACAAACAAACAAAAAAACACCCCAUGAUUGAUACCUCUGACCCUUGGAUGCAGUGGGAAUUUGCAUGGUAAGACUGAUGCUUGUCUGUGCAGGAGACAGGGAUUUCUUGUCUGCUGGCUUUGCAGUCUGGAAAGAGUCUGGGAAUCAGCACAGACACUGCUUUCUCCUGCUUAGGAAGAUGGGUGUGCUCAUCACACACUAAAAUUUAGCUAACCAGCAUGCAGAUGUGUGUGAUUCUCCUGGAGGGAGGAUGUGAGAUAACGAAUGGCUUUUAAUUAAGUUGUUUAUGUCCAGGAAAGCGUGUUCCUGGAAUGCAUUUUGACUUCAGUGCCAUAAUGAUGGGUUGUGAUGCAAAGACAGCAGAAAAAGAAAAAAGGGAAAAAAAGGGAUUGUUUUGAAGUAAUUCAUGUCUUCUGCUUGAGUGAAUCAGUCCUGGAAAAUCCCAGGUGGGUGCUCAGCUGAAAAUACAGCAUCACAGAAGUGUAGUAAGAAAGUAAACCUUGCUGCUUGAGUAUAUUUACCAGUAUAGCUAUAAUUAUCAGUGUAACUACAGUGCUUUAAUCUCUUCUCAUUUAGGUGAACUCAUAAUCAGACUGUGGUUUGUGAUUUUUUUAAAGGAGGUAUUUGAAGUUUCUUAUGUUCUCUGCCAAAAGGGAAUCUGUUGAAAUACUAGUGCUGCGGCCCAGUAGUUUCACCUAUAAGAACUCAUACUGAUCAGUCUCAAGGAGGCAAAACUGUUCAGUUUUGUGUCUUGGGAAUUUUAGUUUCCUUAAGUGAUUUUUCAUGAUACUUAAGUGGGGGAAGAAAAAGGAACCUUGAAGAAAAUCUUUCCCACUGAGGUCGCAGGGCUGGUGCAGAGAACAAGCCAAGUUCCAGCUGCCUUUCCUCUGCUGGUCUCAACAUAUGCAAAUGUGUCAAAGCUGGGCAGAAAGGAGUUUCUUCAUUCACGUCUUGCUAGAUAAUAGGAUAGGAAAAGUGGGGGACCAGCGUGCCAAAAUGGUGGCUUGGCCAGCCAAACACCCAAGUGUGUGGAUGGCAGUUACCAAGGGAGUCUGUCAGCAACCUUAGAACAAGAGGGCUUUUGUAACUGUCUGCGCCCGUGUGCUUACAUUCUCCCAAUUGACAAAAUGCUCUUCUAUCUUUGUGAAAUCAUGCCGAAGGGCUUGGAAAAAAUGUACUCUCCUGUGGUUCUUCUCACAGUCUGAGGGACAGCAGGAAGUCUUUCUUUCGUAGCUCUGCGCAUCCACCCUGCUGAGGGGAGUUUCUCAGACUGGUGCUGUGGUGCUGUUAAAUAGACAGCAGUGUAAGUGAGAGGGAGUUUGGGUUUUGCUUAUCCUUUGGUUAAUAUUUUUAAAUUACUUUUCUAGUAUCUGUAUCCUUCGCUCUUCUUCCACGCUGGCGAACGGAGCUGUGUUUGAGGAGAGGGAGGAGGAUCACAGCAUGGCUGCGGCUGGCAGAGCCCUCAGGGCCCACUUGCUCCAGCCCCUGCAGCAGGGCCACCCAGAGCAGGGUGCCCAGGGCCACAUCCAGGUGGCUGCUGGAGAUCCCCAAGGAGGAGACCCCAAAGCCUCUGGACAGCCUGUGCUGCAGCUCUGUCACCUGCACAGCACAGGAGUGCUCCUGGUGUUCGGUGGGAGCUCCUGUGUGCCAGUUUGUGCCCACGGCCUCCUGUCCUGACACUGGGCACCACUGACAGGAGGCUGGACCUGACCUCUGUGCAUCCUUUCUUCAGGUAUUUAAGGGCACUAAUGAGAUCCCCCUGAGCUUCCUCUUCUCCAGGUUGAACAGUCUCAGCUCUCUCUUUCCUCACAGGAGAGGUGCUCCAGUCCCUUCAGCGUCUUGGUGGCCCACUGUUGGACUCUUUGCAAUAUAUCUAUGUGUCUCUUGUGCCAUGGGGCCCAGAGAUGUUGCUCCAGCUAUGGCCACGGUGCUCCAUGUGCAGCCUCACCGGUGCUGGUGAGGGGAGACCUGGCCAUUUCUAUUCCAUUAAACGACAGCUCCCUUUUGUGUGGAUAAGUGCAGUAGUUUUCAGUGUAUAAUAGGCAACCAUUUUUUCACUAUGGGUUUUGGAGCAGGGAUGGAGCAGUGUUUUGUGGCCAUUUGCCUAUCCAGUGUGGCAGCAUGGGGGGGCUGUGCGUACAUCUGUCCCAUGGAUGUGAGGCCCAGUGGAGCUGUGUGGGUGGGAGUUUGUUUUGGUCACGAGCCUACAGGGAGGGGAAGUUUCAAGUUGGAAGAAGCCUCUCAGUUAAACUAUCCCAGGUGCAAAAUGACUGCUCAAGUAACACUGGAGGAUGCCUUAUCCAAUGUGGAUCUCUUGGAAGAAUUACCAUUGCCAGAUCAGCAACCGUGUAUUGAACCCCCACCAUCAUCUCUGCUUUACCAGCCGAACUUCAACACUAACUUUGAGGACAGAAAUGCGUUUGUCACUGGCAUUGCGAGAUACAUUGAGCAAGCUACAGUCCACUCUAGCAUGAAUGAAAUGUUAGAAGAGGGCCAGGAAUAUGCUGUCAUGUUAUAUACUUGGAGGAGCUGCUCAAGAGCCAUUCCCCAGGUUAAGUGCAACGAGCAGCCUAACAGGGUAGAAAUUUAUGAGAAAACUGUGGAAGUGCUGGAGCCAGAAGUCACAAAGCUGAUGAAUUUUAUGUAUUUCCAGAGAAACGCAAUUGAACGUUUUUGUGGGGAGGUGAGACGCUUGUGCCAUGCAGAGAGGAGAAAAGACUUUGUCUCUGAAGCAUAUCUGAUCACACUGGGCAAAUUUAUCAACAUGUUUGCAGUACUAGAUGAGCUGAAAAAUAUGAAGUGCAGUGUGAAAAAUGACCAUUCAGCCUACAAGAGAGCUGCUCAGUUCCUACGGAAAAUGGCGGAUCCUCAGUCCAUUCAAGAGUCCCAGAAUCUCUCCAUGUUCCUUGCUAACCACAACAAGAUAACACAGUCAUUACAGCAGCAGUUGGAGGUAAUCGUUGGCUAUGAAGAACUGCUUGCAGAUAUUGUGAAUCUGUGUGUGGACUACUAUGAAAACAAAAUGUAUCUAACGCCCAGCGAGAAACACAUGCUUUUGAAAGUUAUGGGCUUUGGAUUGUACCUGAUGGAUGGAAGUGUCAGUAACAUCUACAAGCUGGAUGCAAAAAAGAGGAUAAAUUUAGCCAAGAUUGACAAAUUCUUUAAGCAGCUGCAGGUUGUCCCGCUCUUUGGUGAUAUGCAGAUUGAACUUGCAAGAUACAUCAAGACAAGUGCCCAUUAUGAGGAAAACAAAUCGAGAUGGACGUGCACGUCUUCCAGCAGCAGUCCCCAGUACAAUAUAUGUGAGCAGAUGAUCCAAAUCAGAGAAGACCAUAUGCGUUUCAUAUCAGAACUGGCUCGCUACAGCAACAGUGAGGUGGUGACUGGUUCUGGCCGGCAGGAAGCUCAAAAAACAGAUGCAGAGUAUCGGAAGCUCUUUGAUCUUUCUCUCCAAGGCUUGCAGCUUCUCUCCCAGUGGAGUGCACAUGUCAUGGAAGUGUAUUCAUGGAAGCUGGUACACCCAACUGACAAAUACUCUAAUAAAGAUUGUCCUGACAACGCGGAAGAGUAUGAAAGAGCAACAAGAUACAAUUAUACUAGUGAGGAGAAGUUUGCUCUGGUUGAGGUGAUUGCCAUGAUCAAAGGUCUUCAGGUGCUGAUGGGAAGAAUGGAAAGUGUUUUCAAUCAUGCCAUUCGCCAUACCAUUUAUGCAGCUCUUCAGGACUUUGCCCAGGUCACGCUGAGAGAGCCAUUAAGACAAGCAAUAAAAAAGAAGAAAAAUGUCAUUCAGAGUGUUUUGCAGGCCAUCAGAAAGACGGUCUGUGACUGGGAAGCAGGUCAUGAACCAUUCAAUGACCCAGCUCUCAGGGGAGAAAAAGACCCCAAAAGUGGCUUUGAUAUCAAAGUCCCAAGGCGUGCAGUGGGACCCUCCAGUACUCAGCUUUACAUGGUGAGAACUAUGUUAGAGUCCCUCAUUGCUGACAAAAGUGGUUCCAAGAAAACCUUGAGAAGUAGCCUUGAGGGACCCACCAUAUUGGACAUAGAAAAAUUCCAUCGCGAGUCAUUCUUCUACACUCAUUUGAUAAAUUUCAGUGAAACCCUGCAGCAAUGCUGUGAUCUGUCCCAGCUGUGGUUCAGGGAAUUCUUCUUAGAGCUGACCAUGGGAAGAAGAAUCCAGUUUCCCAUUGAGAUGUCAAUGCCUUGGAUUCUGACAGACCAUAUUUUGGAGACCAAAGAGGCAUCAAUGAUGGAGUAUGUUCUGUAUUCUUUGGACCUUUAUAAUGACAGUGCUCAUUAUGCGCUUACUAAAUUUAAGAAGCAGUUCCUCUACGAUGAGAUUGAGGCAGAGGUAAACCUGUGUUUUGACCAAUUUGUCUACAAGCUGGCAGACCAAAUAUUUGCAUACUACAAGGCAAUGGCUGGCAGCCUGCUUUUGGAUAAACGUUUGCGUUCAGAAUGUAAGAAUCAGGGAGCAACCAUUCAGUUGCUGCAGUCCAACCGCUAUGAGACGCUGCUGAAGCAAAGACAUGUCCAACUGCUUGGUAGGUCAAUAGACCUGAACCGAUUGAUCACUCAGCGAAUUUCAGCAGCUAUGUACAGAUCAAUGGAGCUGGCAAUUGGUCGAUUUGAAAGUGAGGAUUUGACUUCCAUUGUGGAGCUGGAUGGCUUGAUAGAAAUAAACAAAAUGACUCACAAACUUCUGAGCAGAUACAUGACCUUGGACAGCUUUGAUGCCAUGUUCAGGGAAGCCAAUCACAAUGUCUCAGCGCCUUACGGACGAAUCACUCUUCAUGUAUUUUGGGAACUCAAUUACGAUUUCCUUCCAAACUACUGCUACAAUGGAUCCACUAACAGAUUUGUUCGGACCGUGCUACCAUUUUCUCAGGAGUUCCAGAGAGAUAAGCAGCCCAAUGCUCAGCCCCAGUAUCUCUACGGAUCAAAGGCAUUGAAUCUGGCAUAUUCGAGCAUCUACAGCAACUACAGGAAUUUUGUUGGCCCCCCUCACUUUAAAGUCAUCUGUAGGCUUCUUGGCUAUCAGGGGAUUGCUGUGGUGAUGGAGGAGCUGCUGAAAGUCGUCAAGAGCCUGUUACAAGGGACCAUUCUUCAGUAUGUCAAGACCCUGAUGGAAGUGAUGCCUAAGAUCUGUAGGUUGCCAAGACAUGAGUAUGGUUCUCCAGGUAUCUUGGAGUUUUUUCAUCAUCAGCUGAAGGACAUUGUUGAAUACGCAGAGCUGAAGACUGUCUGUUUCCAGAAUUUGCGGGAAGUGGGAAAUGCUGUCCUGUUUUGCCUGCUUAUUGAGCAGAGCCUGUCCCUAGAGGAAGUGUGUGACCUGUUGCAUGCGGCACCGUUCCAAAACAUCCUGCCGAGAGUUCACGUCAAAGAGGGUGAAAGGCUUGAUGCUAAAAUGAAGAGACUUGAAUCAAAAUAUGCUCCGUUACACUUGGUCCCUCUCAUUGAAAGACUGGGAACACCGCAGCAAAUAGCAAUCGCAAGGGAAGGCGACUUGCUGACCAAGGAACGCCUCUGCUGCGGCCUGUCCAUGUUUGAGGUUAUCUUGACAAGGAUCCGAUCCUUCCUGGACGAUCCCAUCUGGCGUGGGCCCCUACCCAGCAAUGGAGUGAUGCACGUGGACGAGUGUGUAGAAUUCCACCGCCUCUGGAGCGCGAUGCAGUUCGUCUACUGCAUCCCCGUGGGAACGCACGAGUUCACUGUGGAGCAGUGCUUUGGAGAUGGCCUGCACUGGGCUGGCUGCAUGAUCAUUGUGCUCUUGGGACAGCAGCGUCGCUUUGACGUGUUGGAUUUCUGCUACCAUCUCCUGAAAGUCCAAAAGCACGAUGGCAAAGAUGAGGUUAUAAAGAACGUGCCUUUGAAGAAAAUGGUUGAAAGAAUUCGCAAGUUCCAGAUUCUGAAUGAUGAAAUAAUUGCUAUUUUGGACAAGUAUUUGAAGUCUGGAGAUGGAGAGAGCACACCCGUGGAACACGUGCGCUGCUUCCAGCCGCCCAUUCAUCAGUCCCUUGCCAGCAACUAGAUCUCCUCUGUAAUGAUACUUUUUGCACCUGUUUAGGCUAAAAGUAUGAGAAAGGAGAAAAACAAAACGCCCACAGGUUGAAGAAAUCCUUUUAUCUGCCCUUUUCAGUCUGCCUGUGCCAUUUGAUGGUGCACUGUCUUCUUCAGUCUCCAAGCACAGUAACUGUAUACAAUCCAUACUUAUUUUUCUAGACUAAAAUUUUAUAUACUUUGAUUAAAAGCCUGCAGCUGUAGAGGGUUUGUUCUUGCAAUCUCUUUGCGUUCCUAUUCUGAGGUGAGUAUUCUGAAUGUUUAUUCAGAAUAAACAUUCCCACAGGCUAUCAAAAUAAUAGCCGCGGAGGGUAAGAAACUGGGUUCUGUAGAAAGAUUUAGAAACCAAUGCCUGAUUGUAUUAGAGCAUUAAUUGCUUAAUUAGCCUUUAUUAAAAAAGAAACCAACAAUGAA